AUGUUGGACUUUUACACACUAUUCGCAAUCGACCAGUCAGCGCCAGCUUCCGAAAUCAAGUCAGCUUAUCACAAGUUCUUGCUGAAGGUUCAUCCCGACAAAAACUUGGACAAACCUCAAACGGAACAAGAGUACCGUGCUGUGAAUCUUGCUCAACAGGCUUAUAGCACUUUGAGGUAAUUUUUUUUUCAUUUUUGGGAAAGUUUUGAGGGUUUUUAGUGUAAAAUACGGUAUUUCAAGCUUGUUCGUUUGUGGAAACAAAGUAAGUGCCGGUUUUAGGGUAUUUAAAGAUAUUUAAAAAAAUGGAAUUUGACUGGAUGAUUCUGAGUCCAUUUUGAAGCAUUAAGUCGAUUUUUGUACGGAAAAAAAAUUUUACUAGUCUUUUUGAAGAAUAAAGAAGCUUUUGGGGCGCUUUUGAAAAAUGGAAUUUGAGUGGAAGAUUUGUAAUGUAUUUUGCACUGAAAAUCUUCCACUAAACUUCCACUUCUAAAAAGUAGCAAAAACUCAUUUUUAGGCCAUUUGAAGACAUUUUAAAAGUGGAAGUUGAGUGGAAGAUUUUUAGUGCAAAAUGCAUUACAAUUCUUCCACUCAACUUCCACUUUUUAAGUUUUGAAAAAUUGGCUGUUUUUAGUAAUGGAAAGACAAAUGAUGACAUUUUUCGAUCUAAAAAUGGCAUUUUUUGCAUAAAAACGACAUUUUACGGUCUAGAACUUCAUAAAAAUGCACUUUUUUAUAGUUUUUUUGAAAUUUUUUUUUAAAUUAAAAAGUUAAAUUUUUGAUUUUUUUUUCAAAAUAACGGUCGAAAACACUUUCAGAAACCCCUCCCUUCGUAAAACCUACGAUUUGUGGCUUCGAGAACAACGUCUGCGAGAGGAACGUGAGCUGAUAUCGGAGGAGUUCGAGCUGGAAAAGGACGAAACCUCAUUGGAAACCGAGUGUCGCUGUGGUGCCAUUUUCGAAAUCGAGGAGUCGGAGCUAGCCAACGUCCUGGACUACGCGUUAUUCGAGUGCUCCAACUGCUCAUUGUGCUUUAAAGUGAGUACGAGCCAACGGCAUGGAUGA
Molecule: messenger RNA, 1062 nt
Organism: Bursaphelenchus okinawaensis
Lineage: Eukaryota; Metazoa; Nematoda; Chromadorea; Rhabditida; Aphelenchoididae
Source: the annotation of a GenBank genome assembly